AUGGGCGACCUUCCCAACGGCCGUACCAAGGCCGAGGAACAGGAGCUGCGGGAUGAGCAGGACCUCGCGGCCAUGGGCCAUUCGCAGGACAUGUCGCGCAAGUUUGGCGUCUUCAGUAUGCUGUCGCUCGCGUUCUGUGUGCUGGGCACGUGGUCGACCUUCGCCCAGGACCUGUCGAGCGGCCUCUCCAACGGCGGGCCCAUCAGCAUCCUCUGGGGCCUUGUGCUCGUGACGAUCUGCAACCUGUGCAUCGCCGUCUCGCUCGGCGAGCUCGUCAGCAGCAUGCCGACGGCCCUGGGCCAGGCCUACUGGGUGCACAAGCUGCUCGAAGGCCCCGGCGGCGAGGCCACGGCCCUCGGCAAGGUGGCGUCGUACUACUGCGCGUGGAUCAACACCUUUGGCUGGUGGACGCUGGGCGCGUCGCAGAUUGCCUUUAUGACGGACUUUCUGCUGGGCAUGAAGGUCAUCUUCGACAACGACUGGGAGGGCGCCAGCACGGGCUGGAUCCAGUUUCUGGUGUACCUGGCCGUCACCGUGUUCCUGACGGUCCUCAACCUCGUCUUUUGCCGGCGCGAAAAGGUCCUGCCCUACUUUAACAACUUUGUCGGCGUCUGCUUUGUGGGCCUCUUCUUUGUCUUCAUGCUGGCCCUGCUCAUCACCGUGGGCGUGCGCCGCAACCUGGCCUUCCAGUCGGGCACGUUUGUCUUUGGCACCUGGAUCAACCAGACCGGCUGGAGCAACGGCGUGACGUGGUUCAUCGGCCUCGUGCAGGCCGCCUACGGCCUGACGGCCUUUGACUCGGCCAUCCACAUGGUCGAGGAGAUUCCCAACCCGCGCCGCAACAUGCCGCGCAUUGUGUUUCUGGCCGUCGCCAUGGGCGCGCUCUCGGGCUUCGUCUUCAUGGUGGUCUGCCUCUUCUGCAUCCAGUCGCUCGACGACGUGCUGAACGGGCCCACGGGCCUGCCGUUUAUGGACCUGUGCACGAGCACCAUUGGCCUGCAGGGCAGCGCCGUGCUGCUCGCCCUCUUCAUCUUCAACGGCCUCGGCCAGGGCGUGUCCAUCCUGACGACGGGCUCGCGCAUGACCUGGGGCUUCGCCCGCGACGGCGGCCUGCCCUGGAGCAACACGCUGGCCGCCGUCAACCCGACCUGGAAGGUGCCGGCCAACGCGCUGUACCUGCAGGGCGCCCUCGUCGGCCUCGUCGGCGUGCUCUACACCUUUUCCGACACCGUGCUGUCGGCCAUUCUGAGCGUCAGCACCAUCGCGCUCACCAUUUCCUACGCCAUGCCCAUCCUCGCGCUCCUGUGGGCGGGCCGCGGCAAGCUGCCGCCCCACGGCCAGUUCCACCUGGGCCGCCUGGGCCCCGUGUGCAACUGGGUCUCCAUCGUCUACUGCGCCAUCACGACCGUCUUCUUCUUGUUCCCCGGCUCGCCCAACCCGGGCGCCAGCGACAUGAACUACGCCAUUGCCGUGUUUGGCGUCAUGAUGGUCAUUGCCACGGCGUUCUGGUUCAUCCGCGGCCGCCGCGACUACCUGGAGACGCGCGAGUCGGUGGCGCGUGUCAUCUACGCGCAGAACGAGAUGGCUGCACAGACUGUGUCGCCCGACCGCAAGGACUUGUAA
Sporothrix brasiliensis 5110 is the source of this 1623-nucleotide messenger RNA. Its product is annotated as amino acid permease family protein. Gene Ontology annotation, biological process: amino acid transport; transmembrane transport. The coding region runs from base 1 to 1623 and encodes 540 amino acids. Gene Ontology annotation, molecular function: transmembrane transporter activity. The transcript has a single exon. The record is from RefSeq and is a predicted model, not a curated record. Lineage: Eukaryota; Fungi; Ascomycota; Sordariomycetes; Ophiostomatales; Ophiostomataceae. Gene Ontology annotation, cellular component: membrane.